Messenger RNA from Hydractinia symbiolongicarpus, 1359 nucleotides. Its product is annotated as protein N-terminal glutamine amidohydrolase-like. Gene Ontology annotation, molecular function: protein-N-terminal asparagine amidohydrolase activity; protein-N-terminal glutamine amidohydrolase activity. The transcript is spliced from 6 exons. Gene Ontology annotation, cellular component: cytosol; nucleus. The coding region runs from base 99 to 737 and encodes 212 amino acids. NCBI's taxonomy places the organism in Eukaryota, Metazoa, Cnidaria, Hydrozoa, Anthoathecata, Hydractiniidae. The record is from RefSeq and is a predicted model, not a curated record.
UUACAACAACAACCUGCUUUCAUUCUCAGUUCUGCGCUGGUUGCCGCAAGUGUUCGAGUGGCUACUUGGGCUUUCGUUUAUCCGUUUUGUAUGCUGUGAUGAGUCAGUACUCACUAGGAGGUCCCAGCCAAGACAAAUCAUUACCUAAAAAACGUUUGCAAGAUUCUAAUUGCGUUUAUACUAGCUGUUAUUGUGAAGAAAACGUUUGGAAGCUGUGUCAACAAAUCAAGGAGCAAAAUGAGGAUGACUUAAAGGAAUAUUAUGUUGCAUUUAUUUCCAAUUUCAACAGACAGGUGCCGUUAUGGAUGCAAAAGCAAGGAAAAGAUCCUUUGACUCCAGUGAUAUGGGAUUAUCAUGUCGUGUUGUUGCAAAAACCAGCUGAGGGCAAGCCACUUGUAUAUGACUUAGAUGCAGUAAUGCCAUUUCCCUGUUUAUUAGAACAAUACUUAGUACAAGCGAUACAAAAAGAAAGCGCAUUGAAGAAAGAAUAUCACAGAAAAUUUCGAAUCGUUGAAGCGAGAGAAUUUCUUACUACAUUUGCGUCAGAUAGAUCUCAUAUGUUAAUGCCGAAUGGUCAGUAUUUGAAACCACCUCCUGAUUACCCACCCAUCAGAACUGCAGACGAAGUUAUGAACUUAGAUGAUUUUAUCGAAAUGACAAACGGUCUUGGUGUUGGAAAAGUGAGGGAUUUGAAAGGACUCAUAAAGUUUUUUGGUCUUCCUAAAAACAUCUUGUAAACAAUCUACUAACAAUCAGGACAUAUUUUAUAUCUAGACGCUAUUUUUAUUUAUUACUGUCAUUGUAAAUAUGCAUACAAAAAUCUGUUGUUACUCGCGUGGUUGUUAGGUGCCAAUCUCUAUUGCCAUUUGUGACGUGUAUAAAAAUAAUUUUCACCAAAACAGUGUUAUGUGAUACCAUUAUAUUGCUGAAAUUUUAUGAAGUAAAUUUAUCAUAUUUGUUAACCUCGUAUGUUUUGGUUAAUUUUACUGUCUUUAUAAUUUGAAAAUAUAUCGUGUGUCGUUUAUUCUUCUUCAAGUUUAAAAAGCAAAACAAAGAACAGACCUUGCAUGAGUGCUUAUGAGUUGAUUACGCGAUAUGAUUCUGUUAAUAUUCAUUUUUUUAAAUGUUACCAAAUAAAAAAAUAAGUUUUUAAGGAUUUUCCCAUCUUUUACCAGAACCCUUGUACCUGAUAAAAGGUUAUACUUGUUUAUUGAUUGGUAGUCAUUAUCCUCGCUCCCAGGGCCUUGUUCGAUAUUUAAGAAAAAGUCGAAGAGCCGUGGGAACGAGUUUGGGUAGCAACAUUUAAUAACGUUUAAAUUUUGUAUGAUUAUAUGAUAAAAACAUCAGAGUAUAUGUUAA